Molecule: messenger RNA, 4242 nt
Organism: Acipenser ruthenus (sterlet)
Lineage: Eukaryota; Metazoa; Chordata; Actinopteri; Acipenseriformes; Acipenseridae
Product: dual specificity protein phosphatase 22-A
Exons: 7
Coding region: 240-944 (234 amino acids)
Biological process (GO): transforming growth factor beta receptor signaling pathway; positive regulation of JNK cascade; protein dephosphorylation
Cellular component (GO): cytosol
Molecular function (GO): protein tyrosine/serine/threonine phosphatase activity
Source: RefSeq, a predicted model, not a curated record
GAGAAAUCUGACUCACGGUUAAAUACUGGCUGCUAAUCCAGCCUUCAUUGCCAAUCCUCUUAUGCGACCUUUAUAUCUGACACGGUUUCUUCGUGCUUGCGAAACACCAAGGUCUCAAUGUGAUGAUGCGAGUUAUUCAUAUUUAGAGCUCUCCAGCAACACAACACUGUUUUGCGAGAGCAGCAGGCAGACUGUUGUGUUGUUAUUUUGAACUUCUACUUGUAUUGCGUGCACUGUAAAUGUGUUUUUAUUUAUUUAUUUAUUUAUUUCAGAUAAUACAACUGUAUACGUCUUUUGCAGCCAUGGGGAACGGAAUGAAUAAGGUUGUAGAUGGGCUCUACCUAGGGAACAUAAGAGAUUCUGAGGACAAAGACAGUUUGGCCAAAAAUGGAGUCACACACAUUCUGUCUGUGUACAACAAUGCCAAACCAGUACUCCAGGACAUGACAUACCUUUGUAUACAAGCAUCCGAUUCUUCCAGCCAAAACCUGGUACAGCAUUUCAAGGAAUGUAUUAGUUUCAUCCAUGAGAGUCGACUUAGUGGUGGGGCCUGUCUGGUUCACUGCCUGGCUGGAGUUUCCCGCAGUACCACAGUGGUUGUGGCUUACCUCAUGACAGUGACAAACUUCAGCUGGGAAGAGUGCCUCUCUGCAGUGAAGGCUGUCCGCUCUUUUGUGGGGCCCAACUUCGGCUUUCAGCAGCAGCUGCAAGAAUUUCAGAUGACGCUGGUUUCAGAGUUCCGCAGGUGGCUCAGGAUGAAGUACAGCAACAACCCAUUCAACGACCAGGAGGUGGUUUGCAAGUUGCUCAGACAGUUUGAGCAGCAGCAGCAACAGCAGCGUCUGAGAAAUGGAGAGCAGAGCUGGAUGAACCACACGACAACCGUCUACCCACUGCCGUACAAUGCUUAUGGGUCAGCCAACAGCAGCUGGGUUCGCAGAUAGGAGCCCUAACCAUCAGAGAAGCUCACCAACGCAAGCCUUUAGACUCAGAGUGCGAGCCAAAUAGAAGCGUUACAGAAUGCUGUGUUCUUUAUGGAAUAUACCCAUUACAGUACUUACAGUUUGGGUUCUCUUUAGGUCUGAAAGUACCAAAAGGCUACAGAAUUAAUGUAACAGACGCUAUUGAAUUAUAUCUGGGUGGAUUAUUUAUCAUGAUUGUGUAACACUACUUUAAUUUUGUAUGUUAGGGAAUGGGUAUGAAGCUGCCUGGAGGGAGUCAUUAGUGAAAACAAUACCUGUACGUAUACAUAUCAGUAGCUGAACGCUGUAUUUUAAAAGCCAAGUACAGUUUAUUAAUGAGUUUAUUGCAAAGAGCAAGGGGGCAGUAGGGAGCACAAGAAUUUCACAUGUCCAAUACAUAAAAAAAUCAUGAAUGGUUAAGAUGUUGACAUUCAAACCAGUGCCACAUUACAUAGCAUGCAACUGUCUUUUUUUGUACUUAGCUUGCAAAUCCACUUUUAAGGAUCUCUUGUGAGGUAAGUGACUCAUUUUAAUAAAGCAGAUUGCCAGUGCAGAAGUUCAGUUUUCGAAUGUCCUGUUUUAUGAGGUCUGCACGCAUCUCUUGGGUUGAGGUCUAUAGAAGAUGUACACAUUUUUCACAGGAUAGGUUUUUAAAUACACUAUAAAUGGGUGGGACAAAAGUCUUGAGCACUGUUCUGUUAUUGGCAGAUGUACCAUCAGAAAAUAGGACAUUUUGCAGGAUGUUUGGAUGAUGUGUAGCACAUUCAGUCCUGAUAAGCAUCCCCAUCCCCAGAGAAAAUAUUCCAGUUAGACAUGUUGACCUCAAUGACCAUUUGAUAGUCCCUCUAAACCUCAACCAACAAUUGGCAUGUUUGUUAUGCUAGUACUCAAUGAUUUUUACAAUGGUGCGCAAUGUUAACCUCACCGUAGAUCUGAACUCUCCCCUCUGCUCUUGUUAAAGCUGUUAUAAAUCCCCAAAUACGAGCCAACACUUAAUAAAUCACAUGCUGAAUGCACAAUCAACACAUUCUACAGUUUAACUCCCAUGUAACCACAUUCUAGUAAUGGGUGUGCCACUGGGUGGUGUGGUGGGUGUUGGUUCCUGAUAAGGCAGUUAUCACAUGCUGGUUUAUAGCUCUAAUUGACAUCAAAUAUUGUAUGCAGUUGACAGUCAGGAAAUUAGAAUGGGCAGUUUAUGUAAAACUAUAUAUGUGCCAGGUACAAUUUGGUUAUGUUAUUUGCAUGUGAGCUUUUUAUUCAGUAUCUUGUAUCAAAUAUGAUUGGAAUACAGUGAUUGCUCAAAUAGGUCAAAAGUGAAAAUAAUGUGUGCAUUGCAAUUCACUGUGUUCGCUAUUACCCUUUCAGAACAUGACAGUUGUGAAUUUAGGUAGUGUGAAAUGCACAAAUUGAGUAAACUGAAUGUUUGUAUCUAAAUUUAAUUAGUAUGUCCAUGUAGAGUGUAUGUCUGGAUCACACAAAGUUCAAUAGUGAGGGCAGGAUUUUUGAUUAACAGGGAAAGCCACUGCAGAUUUAGAGACCCAGAGCAGGCUAGACAUGCACAUAGCCAACAUGCUCUGCAAGGGAAAGUGCCCACCAAGUCUGCCAUUUAAUUAUAUUCCAUGACAUCUUCAAUGGAAAUUCUGGGAAUAAAUGAGAUGUACUGUAUGUUUUUCCUCUGGUUUCAGGUUUGGCUCAUAACCAAAUGACUGCAUUACUGUAAUUCUCAGGAAGAUGAAGACACGUGCUUUCUGUGCUGUCUUCUUUUUAUAUAUUGGGGUGGAGAGCUAAAACUUUGGACCUCAUUCAGAAAUGGUGCCCUGUAGUGACUCUUCUUUUAGCACGGGUCACUGCUACUUUAUAUUGAGUCAUUUUAGAAAUAGCUAUGUAAUAUUGUGGUAUAUAAAAGCAGACUAUUUAUUUAAAUCUGCUAUCUAAAGUGCGGUAGAUCUAAAUACCACCCUCGUUUAAAUCAUGAAAAGAAAGGGGCAUUAUGAAAUACAACAUCUCUUAGUGUGUGUGAGUUUCUUUGUUUUAUGUCUUUAAAAUGAUGCAAAAUGGCACUUUUGGUCCUGAUUUAUUCCUUAAACGGCAACUUACUUUAUAGGCGCCAAACUUUGGAUCAAUUGUAGAGACCCCCAGUGUUUUAAAAAAAUGUGAAUUGGUUUCAUGUAUUCAUACAAAUAAAAAGAUUAAUGAGUUUUUAGCAACAACAUACCUUUCCCUGUGCUACAUAGUUCUCACAUGUGCUGGUUUGAAAGAAACACAUGUAGCAAACACAUACUUGCAUUUAGAAAUGGAUGUUACCUAGCAUGCGAGCACAUAUCAUUUUGUAAUAAAAUAUCAUCUAAAAUAAAGAUUUUGCUUUCAAAACUGCACAAAACAGAUCUACAAAUAAAAUGACACAACAGAUAUGAUCUAUUGUUUUAUUUCAAAAGAAACUUAUCACUAUUAUAACACAUUUAUUUUCAAAAAGAAAUAAAGUAUAUAAAUGAUGGACAUUGACGAAAUGUUUUUAGUUUCUUUUUAAUCACUCGAUCAUUCAUCCUUGACCAUGACACGCUUGAGUGACUAUGACUGAAGCAUAUGCACUUAAUCACCUAAUUGGUGAGACAGUUGAUUGGACACUGGAUAUGGAAUGAUUUCGUGCAGCGCCUGCAUGCAAUCGGCAUGCUGGAGGCUGGAGUAGGGCAGCGUACUGUGGCUCGCCGUCUUGGGUACUCACAGCCAGCAAUUUCAAACCUGGCGAGAUGGUAUAACCAGACACACUCUUUCAAUGACAGGCCACAAACUGAGAGGCCGAGUCACAACACCUGCCCAAGAUUGACAGAUCAUUUUGCAGCAUUUUCGUGAUGUCAAUUGUUAAUCAGCACAAUAAAAAGUCACUGCACCUGCUCUAAAACAGAGUUUGUCAUUUUUUGAUCACAUCUAGUGAAUUUUAUCCAAAUAUAAGUGAUAAGUUUCUUUUGAUGCUCAAUUAUAAGUGAUACAUUUCUUUUGAUGCUCAGAUAUAAGUGUUAAGUUUAUUUUGAUGCUCAAAUAUAAGUGAUAAGUUUAUUUUGAUGCUCAGUAUAUUAUAAAGCUACCACUGUAUAUGGGGGUUAAACAUUUGAUUUGUCGACUUCCUUUAGGGACGGCGCGGCAGUCAACAGUUUUGUAAAUUUCCUUGCAUGUAGGCUAUUUGCCUAUUCUAUAGUGCAAAAGCUUGAUCUGUUUGUAAAGCACUUGGAAAUGAUUUGCUGCAUGAAAAAUGUGUCAGAAAAAAUAAAAGAUGUUAAAUUAU